GUAUCGUUUUUCUGCUGGGUGUGUGUUCCGCGAAGAAGAUGUCGAUGGAUAUUUUGUAAUUUUUACCUCAAAUUCUUUGAAAUAAAAUGACAAUUACGGAGACAAACCAACCGGGCUUACCACAGUUGACGAAUGGUGAUGAUAAUUCCAAGAGCAAUGCCACCAGUAAGAGUGAGAAGAUUACAACAAAGGGUAAUGAGGUGAAGUCUGGUGAUGAAGAGAGAGUGAAGCGGGAUUUCGUGAAGGAUUUACAGAAUUUUCAUGAGAGUAAAGGGACGCCAUUCUCCAGAUUCCCAAAGAUAAGCGGGAAGGAAGUUGAUUUGUACAAAUUGUACACGGAAGUAACAAGCCGCGGUGGUUGGCUAAAGGUCAAUCAACGGAAUGACUGGGACGAAGUGCUCGAGGAGGUGGGCUUUUCCAAUUUCAUUGUAAAUGCCCCUGUGGCCAUUAAAUAUAUCUAUCUGAGAUACCUUGAUCGGUAUGAGAAGCUACAUUUUCAUGGAGAAGAACCAGAGAGGGCAGACGAUGAAGAAGAUGAAAAUAGACACAAGCGAUGGAACGCCAGGCUACUUCACAAUGUUCCUGCCAACUAUAACUACCAUCAACAUACUAUAUCAGAUUCUCAAAGGGCUCAGCACAAACUCUCAACGGACUUGUAUAAAAAUUCAGAAUAUGACAAGUUGUUCCUAUCUCUGAUAUCACCACUCCCCAAUGAACAGGAUUUUGCCAUCAAUGUAUGUACCCUGAUGUCCAACGAGGGUAAGCACACGCUCAAAAUCGAUCGCUGCCCUAAGCUCAUCGAUAUCCUUCUGGCACAUGCAGGACUCUUUCAGCACUACACAAUGAGGGAUAUUUUCACGGAGUAUUACUCCAAAAUUCGUAAGCACUCUCUGCAAAAUUUCUGGAGUGAAUGUCUACAGGAACGGCCACAAAUAUUGGAGCUAUCUUUCGAUGAUUACUUCACAUCAUCCGAUGAGAAGUUGAUGCGUGCAGCAGAAAUUUUUACGAAAAAUCUUCAACGGCAGCAAACAGAACAGUACACGGAAAAUGAAGAUUGUGCGAUAGAAAUGGAGGAGCUUAGUUUUUUAAGCUUAGGACGUGGUUUGGGGACGCAUGAGUACAUUGGACAGCGAAUAGCGCAAAUUUCAACUAUAAUUCGCAAUUUGAGCUUUAUUGAGGACAAUGUGCCAGUACUGGCACGUAACCGAACGCUCAUACGUUUCCUUGUGAUGAGUGCAAACGUUCGUUGGAGUAAUCUCCAUCACAUGGGUCUCGAUAUUUUGGGGAAUUUAGCAUUAGAAUUGGAUCUUUGUGACCCAUCGACUGACGAUCUAACACGAUGCCUUCUGUCAACAAUUACAGAGGGGUUGGAAUGUCAAGAUCGCGGAGUUAUCAUUAGCUGCCUCGAAGUAUUAUACAAGUUAUGCCAAAAACCCUCAAAUGAGGAUCAUCUGCACAAGUGUCUGGAUAAAAAGGUCUAUCGCCAGGUGUGCCUCUUCCUCUGCCUCAAUGAUAUUAUGCUUCUUCUCUAUACACUCGAGUGCAUCUAUGCCCUCAGUCUCCUAGGUGAAAGAUCAUGUAAUGCUAUUGUUCAAGUGCGAGGGGUUGUGGAUACUCUUGUGUCCCUUGUAACGGUUGAGGCUCAAAGUUAUGGGGCAGAUGGUUGUAUUAUGAUGCGUGUGGUUGAAACAGUCUCCGGAAGUGCAAAUAUCCCUCUUGCAUCGCACCAUAUUAUCAAUAGUAGCUCAAUGGGUAGUAACACAUCCAGUUACUAUGGGAGUACCAGUUCAUCGGCUUCAUUUAUAAAUACCCUAAGUCAAGAUGAUGGUCAAAAAGUCUGCACGUCAAUUCCGCCCCUUGUGGCCAACAUUAGUCCUAUUAAAGCCAUCGUGCCAACCCAGGUGACUCCUAGCACCAUUGCUGUGUCUGCUGUAUCACCAAAGAUGGUUCUUAGCACCCCAAAUGCAGCUGCUGUAACUGUAAACAGUACUGCAGCUCCCACUUCUAUAGAUUCACAAAUUUCCCAACAGAAUACAACAAAUGUUUCAGCAAAACAUGCUCAACAGCAAGUAAUACAGGAGAAUGAACAAUUUGCCCUUGCGUGGUUACGUGCGACAUUUGAGCCCGCACCCAAUCUCAAUACACGAAUUGAGCAACAGGAACUGUACAAAAUGUAUAUUACGGCAAGCUCAAAGCUCGGACGACGUGGUGUUGUCUCGCCUGUGCAUUUUCCACGAUGUGUUCGCUCAGUUUUUGGCGGUAGUGUCGGCCCAAAUCCCGUGAAAUUGGAUCAGUUAUCACCAGAUGGUUCUCAAUUCUGCUACGAGGGCAUCAAAAUUCGUACCAAACCACUACCUGUAGUUCACAAAGGGAUUGUUGUGCCAACGCUAGAAAAAACGCAACAAAUUAUAAAUCAUCAACAUCCGGAAAAUCAUGUAAUUGUGAUGAGUGGAAAUCAAGCGCAAUUGAGCCAUCAAGUGAAGAGUGCCAAUAGUGCGACUAUUAAACCAGUAAAUAAUGCGAAUCAACCAUCGGUGGCGCCUGUCUCUCUGGCAUCAUCAGCAGCCGCAUCUAGCAGUAGUUUAAUUAAGAGUCUCUUGGCAAAUAAGGUAACAUCUCCCGUUAACGACCAAACCGCUGGUAGUAGUGUUUCUACUUGUUUGAUUGCUCCGAAUGUGAAUCUGCAUCAGGUUGCACAGCGACAGCAUAUGCAGAAGCAAAAAGAGAUGGCACAGCAAAAACAAACUGGCAAUGGAGCCCUUUCGAGUCCAUUAAUCAAUCAGAUACCCAAUGCUACGCCAAUAAAGACAAGUGUCACAAUUAAGGCCCCAGUUGCGACCAAUGUGAUUACUGGACCAGUUUUCUUGGAGAAGAAAAUACCACAGGAAACGGAUCAUGUGAUGUCAAAUCAUUGGGAUCCUGUACCACCUCUUGCACCACUUAGUGGUGUGACGAAUCAACGGCAAGUAAUUGUUAAUACAACAGUGAAGAUUGACGAUGAUUCCAAUUCGACGGGAAAUAAUUCUAUAGCUUCGAGCAUAGCAAGUACGAAUCAAAAUGCAUUUGCUGAUGACGCCGAGAAUUCCCUCACGAGCUUCGAGGGAGUUCUUGUGCAGAAUAAUCAAAGCUCCGUAUGCUCUACGGAGGAUGAGAAUAGUUCCAAGGAUUCACUAAAUAAAACCUCACAGGUUGUGAGUGCUAAUAAAAUGCUGGCGGAUUUGCUAGAAAGAAAAUCAUUGGACCCACCAAUUUUUGGUGGAAAUGGUGGGGCCGCAGAGAAAAGUCUGAAGAGGCGACUGGAUUCAGUGGGGUGUGAUUCCUGUGAGGAAUUGUCAUCACCGCCCAAGAAAGCGACUACUAAUUCAACAAAUCCAUCCACUGAAGUGAUUAUAAUUGACUCAAAUGAGGAAGAAGAUGAACCCGCAACUGCAGCACCAUCUGCAAAUGCGGCUAAAUUAUUUGCAGAAUUGGCCGCUUCAGCAUUAGAGGAUGAGGAUCUCGAUGAGGAGCCACAACAGACCCAGGCAGAGGUGGAGGAUGUCAGAGUACAAACCCCGAAAACAGUGAUUGUGGAAAAGAAAGUAGUCACAACGACGGGGGAUAUUCAAACGGGGACACAAAAGCAAAUGAUUACAGUUCCCGUGCCAAUGCAACGACAAAUUAUCAUGUCAGGAACACAGCCACAAAUGAUUUUAUCACAGACUGGAGCAGCGAGUUUGGGGUCACAAACAACAGCUACAAUAAAGACGGAAUCGGGCUAUCAAACUGUUCCUGUGAUACUGCAACCCUCGACUGGGGGGACGAAUCAGCUGCAACUGACGAAAACAGGGCAAUUAGUUCAACCGGUUCAAUUAACAGCACAACCACAGACACAAUAUGUCCUGGCAACAAAUCCUCAAGGACAGACAUACGUAGUGGCAACUCCUCAACCAUCACAUCCACUACAGACGCUUUUAGUUACGCAAUCGCCGCAGCAACAAGGAACAGGAACAAAAACCAUCAUAAUUCUUCAGCAGCCAAGUGCUUCAGCGACGAAUACGGGAAGUAUGAGCGGGACGCCACAGAAGAUAAUCAUGACACAACAAGGGCAGCAGAUGGUUGUCACGCAAAUGCAAAGACCGGUACAGCAUCAUGUCAUUGUCAAUCAACUACCCAAUAGUACAACCACAAGUAUUACAAAUACUCCUACAAAUCAAUCUAGUGUAACACUUAAUACUGUCAUUGCAAAUGCUCAAUCACCGAAUGCCGUUGUAUCUACGACGGUUGUGGAGAAGAAGACAGCACAGCAGAUUAUUGUAAGUGCCCAACAACAGCCGAUAACGACAGUGGUAAAUUCCAUAGCACCACCCACACCCACAAUGAAUAUCCCAUUAAAGAGCAAUAACAUUGUGACCAGUGGGAGUAAGGUAGUAAGUGAAGUGGAAAAUCCGGCAAAGUCAACGACACCUCCGGCUCUGAUGCAAGUUAAAAUGAAUCCUUUGCCACAAAAUGCACCUCAAAAUCCUCAAAACAAUCCUCCGAAAUCCCCUUCGCCGCAACAGGGAUCUAAGGGACCAUCUCCGACACCGCAAGCAACUACAUCAGUCCCUAAAACAGAGACCCCAACACCACUUCCACCAUCGAAAAUCGACGAGGAGAUUGAUCCCAAUUGGUGGCUUGUUUGUGAAUGGCGUGGAUGUCCUCGAAAGAAGUAUAGAUCACUAAACGAUGUAAUAACGCACGCGUGCAACGUACAUUGCCCUAACGGUUUGGAUUCCACGGCAGAAAUCUACUGCCAAUGGGGUCCGGGUCCAAAUCUCUGUGACAACGUACCCAGAAAACGAUUUUCUCUCAUGACACAUCUCAUUGAUCGCCACUGCAACAAGGAUGCUAUGCAAGCAGCAGCGCAAAAACGAUUAGCUAGUGGAACUCAAAGUAGUGCUACACAUCAGGCACAUCCUGUGACACUUAUAAGAAAUACAGGAAGUCCCAAUUCAGGCUCAUCGGCAGCUACAAGUAGUGGUGACGGUGGUAGUGCAUCACCAGCUUUGUCAACCUCAUCAUCAGGUUCUUUAACCUCGGCGUACCCUCCCAAUAUAGCGGGAAGUGCAGCCAUACAGGCAAUCAAACGCCACCAUUCGUUGGAAUUUGUCCGAACGAGGGAGCGAUUAGAUGACAAUGAAGGGCCAGUGACAAAAAGCAUCCGACUGACAGCCUCAUUGAUUCUCAGAAAUUUAGUUAAUUACAGUGGAUCUGCAAAACGAAUGCUUCGAUACUAUGAACCCCAUUUGGCAGGUGUAGCACUGAGCAACGUUGAAUCGAGCCGGACUAUAGCUCAGGUUCUUUUUGAGAUGAAUGAAACGCACCCUGUGUGAGUACGACCUGUUUAUUUAUAGUUUUAUUGUAAAAUGUAAUGAGGCAAAAAUAGUGGUUGAUAAACAAAAAACACUAAAAACGAUGAAUUUCUCUUGAAUUAUACCUCCAUCAAGGCAUCGAGGGUUUUAGAACAAAGAAAGUUAUUGGGAACAUAGAACCAAGUAGAGAAAAAAAAAUCAGAGAAUAAAAACAAAGAUCAAAAAGUGUAUAAAAAAAAGGAAGAAAAGUAAUGUCCAAGAAUUCGUGAGCACAUAAAAGUUUAAUUAAAUAUACUAUAAUUAUAAAGAGAUUAAAAAAAAGAAAAUUAUAUAGUAUAACAUAAUUAAGCAAGAAAAGUAAUUUCCACAAAUAUGCAAAAUACAUAAUUUUAUUAAAAAAAAAGAACAGAGAAAGAAUCACGAAUAAUCAUUUAAAAUUUUGAACGAUGAUGAGAAUAAUUAAAUUACAAAACAUUUUUUUUAUAUGCAAAUUUUUUUCUCUUUUAUUAUUAUAAUUUAUUAGUUCCUUAAAAAGUUAUCUAUUUCUGUUCUAGUAAAUAAUUUAAUUUUUAUAGCUUCUAGACUCGACACUCUUAUUCAGUCAUGUUUAUUUCUUCUUUUAUCAAAAUAAAAAGUCUCACAUCUCUGAGAGCAUCUUCAGCAAUCUUUUUUCGUGUUAAUUCCUCACAAAAAACUCAUUUCAUUAAAAAUUUAAAUUAGUUUUCGUUUUCUCUUCAAGAUCUCUUUUUUGUACAAUAAAAAAAGGAACCUUUUUUGUUCAUUUUGGAGCAAAAAAUUGUUGGUUUAAGUUGGAGCAAAUAAUGAAUUUAUGAUUUUGUUAUUUUGUCUUGAACUUUACUUUCAAAAGUACCAUAAAAAUCUUUAUUUUUAUUACACGAGAGAAUGAAUUCGUAUAAAAAGUAUAAUAAAUAAAAUAUAGAACGAAUAUCUGUAUAAAGGCUAAAAAUACACAGAUAUAAAUAACGGAAAUUUAUAAAAGUAUUCCUUGGUGAAAGAAAAAUAUAGGUAUAUAAUAAACUUAAUAAUAAAAUAAA
This is a messenger RNA of Lutzomyia longipalpis, 6388 nucleotides long. RefSeq names its product AT-rich interactive domain-containing protein 2 (gene Bap170). The record is from RefSeq and is a predicted model, not a curated record. Gene Ontology annotation, biological process: regulation of DNA-templated transcription. Bases 87 to 5354 code for a protein of 1755 amino acids. Gene Ontology annotation, molecular function: DNA binding. Lineage: Eukaryota; Metazoa; Arthropoda; Insecta; Diptera; Psychodidae. The transcript has 14 exons. Gene Ontology annotation, cellular component: SWI/SNF superfamily-type complex.